Sitophilus oryzae (rice weevil) is the source of this 1588-nucleotide messenger RNA. RefSeq names its product facilitated trehalose transporter Tret1-like. Bases 488 to 1492 code for a protein of 334 amino acids. The record is from RefSeq and is a predicted model, not a curated record. Lineage: Eukaryota; Metazoa; Arthropoda; Insecta; Coleoptera; Curculionidae. Gene Ontology annotation, molecular function: transmembrane transporter activity. Gene Ontology annotation, biological process: transmembrane transport. The transcript is spliced from 2 exons. Gene Ontology annotation, cellular component: membrane.
ACUGAUCAGAUAUUCUUUUUAUAUUUUGAAAACUUAAUGACCUUUUUUAAAUAAUUCUGCUUACUUGUUAUAUUUAUUACAAAAUGGUUUAAUCACCUUGCAAACAGACAAAAAUUUAAGUGCAGCAAAUUUAGGUUACAGAAAAAUUGUACUCACUUAAUAGAUUAACAGAAUGCAUUCUGCCAUCAAAAACAUAAAAUGCUUGAAACGCCAAGUCUCGCAAUGCAGUUCUACAAAAAAAGUUCGCAUUUACGCAUUUGGAUUUAAUUUGUAGUACUUCAGUUUCUCUGAUUCUUCACAAGUUCUUUACUGUUCUACUUGUGCUUACCCAUAUUUUGCUGAUGUUUACCGAUCAGAUUGUCCAUUUCUUCGUAGCUAGAUUCUUUUUGGAAUGACUACCGGCUCUCUGUGGACCGUCCUUCCGAGUUAUGUUGCCGAAAUAGCCCCGGAUUCAAACAGAUGAUUCUUCGGUACAAUAGCGGGAGUUAUGGGUGCUGCAGGAACAAUUGUAUCUUAUUUAGCUGGACCCUACGUAUCGUUAUUGACUUUUAGUAUAGUAAACCUGAUACAUUUGGUACUUUUCUUUAUUUUAUACGGCUUGUUUUCUCCAGAUAGUCCGUACGACUUGAUUAUAAAAGGAAAACGUUCCUUGAUAUCUUUGGUACUUUUCUUUAUUUUAUACGGUUUGUUUUCUCCAGAUAGUCCGUGCGACUUGAUUAUAAAAGGAAAGCUUGCAGAGGCUGAAAGCAGCUUAUCAAAACUUCGUUGCAAUUCCAAUGUUGAAAAGGAAUUAAGCCACAUUUCCAGUUCCAUUAACUCUGGUAAUAAUAAAACAUUUAUCGACUUGUUUAGAGAUAGAGGUCUAAAAAAAGCUUUAAAAAUUGGCAUGCUUUUAAUGGCAUUCCAGCAAUUACCAGGUAUCGGUGCUGUUCUUUCAUAUACUGAAACCAUUUUCGUUAUGGCGGGAAGUACCAUAAGAGCAGACAUUUCGGCUAGUGUAAUUGGUGGUGUAUCGUUAUUUUCUGUUAUAAUCAGUAGCCGAUUGAUAGACACUAUGGGAAGAAAAAUUCUUCUUGUCAUAUCGUGCACUUUGGCCUUUAUUUCGUUAUCGGCAUUAUCAGUUUAUUUCCUUCUUUAUGACAACGGUGUUGAUACUUUUCCGAUAUUUUGGUUACCAAUUGUCAGUUUGAUAGCGUACAUUCUCGGUUUCAAUAUAGGUUUAGCAGCUCUCCCUUGGGUAAUACUAGGCAAAGUAUUUUCUUCCAACGUUAAAAAUAGUGCUUCUUUUAUUGUUUGCGUUACAAAUUACGUAAUAUGCCUGGGUGUGACUAUAAGCUUUUCUUAUUUAGUGCAGCUAGCUGGAAUAGGUAGUACUUUUCUUGUUUUUGCUGUAAUAAUGCUAGCGGGAGCAAUAUAUUGCUAUACUGUUGUGGCUGAAACGAAAGAAAUAAGUUUUCAGGAUAUUCAAAUAAUGUUGAAUGUUAAAACUUAAUGUCAUAUACUGUAAAUAAAAAUGUUAGAAAUUUGUACAUAACAGUUGUAAAAGUUAAAUCGUUAAUUAUAUUGUAAUAUACUGUGUUAAUUUUUA